AUGAGAACCAUCUUCGAGCCGGACGACGCCGACCACGCGAAGACCUUUUCCACUGAGCAAUAUAGGGCUGUGUGUCGAACUUGGAACGAUGGAGAACAUAUCAAGAUUGCCGAGGAAGAGCCCCUACCCAUGAAAUAUAUAAAUGAGUACGGGAAAGGGUCCUACGGCAGUGUGACAAGGGACCAACACACUUUCACAGAUGCAUUCUACGCCUGCAAGGAACAAAUCUCCGUCGAAGCAAGAGCCCAUCUACUGCGAGGAAUCGCAAGGCUCAAGAAACUUGGACACAGGCAUAUUGUGCAACUCGUCAAGUCCUACCAGCGCGGAAAUCGCUACGGGAUCCUCCUGAAGCCUGCCGCAACCACUGAUCUCAAGAAGCUCCUCGACAGAUACCGCAGAAACGGCCUCGAUUACGACAAGGAUAGUCGAGACCGUCGGAGAGAUCGCGUUGUCCUUAAGCUUGUUCUAUUGACGAAAGCCCCAGGGCCAAACCCAGCACGAUUUCUGUGGGCGGACUUCGGCCUUGCUCACGACUUCGGCGACUCGGGGAACAGCAAGACGACGAGCAAGUCCCGCCAUCGUUAUUCGCCACGUUACGCUACUCCAGUGAUCAUGGAGGAGUUUGAGGCCCGCAAAGCAAGAGGCGAGAUCGAACACGAGGACUGGGGUGAUGACGAAGAUGAAGAUGCACCGGCGCAAUCCAUCGGUGGUCUGGUAACGCUAUCGGCCAUGGACGGAAUUCUGACAUCUACUCCUUCGGUAUUCUACCUGAUCGCCGAAGGAUCGGAGGCCUCUGUCCCAAGCGACUUUGAGAGUUGCAUGCCGUUUUGGAAGAACACCGAAGGCGUACAAGCAUGGGCCAAAAAGCAGAUCCAAAGAUUGACACGGAAAGACCCGUUGGUAUUCCUUUUCCGGCUCAGCUCAAAGAUGAUCGCACGCAGGCCCGGAGAUCGGCCUAUCAUUUCCGACGUCGUCCGAGGCCUGACGGAGGCACAUCAGCAGUACUUUUGCACCGCUUGCCUCCAACAGCCCGAGGAGCCUACGUCACAAGCGGUCAUUGCCGAGGAACAGAUGGUCGAAGGGCUGGAGAAGGCAAAAUUCCUCUCUCAAAGCAAACACCGUGCCAAUGGUCAAGAUCAUGGGAGUGUACAUGAGGUGGUUGCAGAAGCGCCGCCUCCUGCCGAAGAGCUGCAAGAUCUUGUCCGCCGUCCUAGGCCGUCCGUUCAGGGGGAAAGAACCAAGCGGGAAGAGAUGGUCGAUGCGGAGCCCAGCUCGGUGGAAUGA
Messenger RNA from Letharia lupina, 1284 nucleotides. RefSeq lists its product as uncharacterized. Lineage: Eukaryota; Fungi; Ascomycota; Lecanoromycetes; Lecanorales; Parmeliaceae. The record is from RefSeq and is a predicted model, not a curated record. The coding region runs from base 1 to 1284 and encodes 427 amino acids. Gene Ontology annotation, molecular function: protein kinase activity; ATP binding. Gene Ontology annotation, biological process: protein phosphorylation. The transcript has 3 exons.